AUCUAUAAAAAGAGCAUGGCUAUCCAUUUCAAAUCCAUAACCUCUCUCCUAUCAAAUCAUCAAGCCACUACUAUACUCAUGUUCCUACUUCUUCUCUUCCUUUUGUCCCCAAUCGCCUCAUCCGCCGAUCUCUGUCACCCUGAUGACAAAGCUGCAAUUCUCAAAUUCAAAAAAAACUUACCAUUGUGGAACUCAGAUGGCGAUUGUUGUGACAUAUUUGAUUGUGACCAAACCACACAUCGUGUCAUACGCUUUGUUCUCACCCACUCUAACCUCGCAGGCACAAUCCCAGAUUCCAUUGGUGAUUUGACAUAUUUAAACACAGUUCUAAUUACCAAGAUGCCGUUUCUUGUUGGUGAAAUCCCACAAAGUGUGACAAAACUGAAAUAUGUCGACUCUUUUGAAAUCAGUUGGACCAACGUCUCCGGCAACGUGCCUCCGUUUCUUUCAGAGCUCAAAAAUGUAUGGAUUCUUAAUCUUUCGUAUAACAAUUUAUCAGGUCUAAUCCCAUCGUCUCUAGCCACUCUCCCACAUCUGAUCAGACUAGACCUGAGUCGUAAUAGACUCACCGGGUCAAUUCCUGAGUCAUUCGGUCAUCUUGUAUCUCCAAACUCGCAGGGAUCACUAUCAUUGAUUUUAUCUUAUAACAUGCUCUUUGGUGAGAUACCUAAAUCUGUUGGAAACACGAACUUCAACCAGUUUGAUGUAUCAAGAAACAACUUGUCAGGAGAUGCUUCGAUGUUGUUUGGUGCAUUGAAAAAUACGUGGGUUCUUGAUAUCUCGAGAAACAAUUUCGAGUUUGAUUUAUCAUCAGUGAGUUUCAUGACCCACGGGUUGUCGUAUUUGGAUUUAUCACAUAACAAGAUAUAUGGGAAGAUAUCGUCUCAAAUAAUGGAAGCUAUUGAUUUACAGUAUGUGAAUGUGAGUUACAAUAGAUUAUGUGGGAAGAUUCCUUCGCCAUGGAAACUUAAAUAUGAAGGACUGGAUAACACUUCGUUCUUGCAUAAUCGAUGUUUGUGUGGAUCACCACUCGCUCCAUGCAAAUGAUUACAUGAAAAAAACACGUGUCGAAAUUUGUUGUGUAUUUCUUUAUUUUUGUUUUUGUCAAAUUUUCAAGUCGGCAGAAUAUAUGUAGUUACGUACACAUUAUUUUAAAUAGUUUAAUUAUUUCAAAAUUUAUUAGGGAGA
Molecule: messenger RNA, 1188 nt
Organism: Lactuca sativa (garden lettuce)
Lineage: Eukaryota; Viridiplantae; Streptophyta; Magnoliopsida; Asterales; Asteraceae
Product: polygalacturonase inhibitor 2
Molecular function (GO): protein binding
Source: RefSeq, a predicted model, not a curated record